Molecule: messenger RNA, 438 nt
Organism: Penicillium riverlandense
Lineage: Eukaryota; Fungi; Ascomycota; Eurotiomycetes; Eurotiales; Aspergillaceae
Exons: 2
Coding region: 1-438 (145 amino acids)
Source: RefSeq, a predicted model, not a curated record
AUGCGCUACCUUACCACCAAUAUUCCUCUGUUGCUCACUGCAUCGGCUACUCUCAUCUCCGCUCAAGAUGCAACUAUCACAGCAGCGCCGGCAAUGAGCACAAGCGGCAACUCGAAUUGCGCUAAUCCACACUGCUACGAGGACUGUCCCGAUGAUCCAGACCAUUUCGCCGCUGAACUACUUAGUGAACAAAUUUGCGCGACCGAUAACGCAUACAACAAGGGUCAAACGUCCGUGGCAACAACCUGGACCACCCCUGGCGCCAACCCCGCCGAGGCGACCGCCACAGGUGCCAGUACUACAACCGCAGGUGACGGCUCGUCAUCUACUGGUGGGCGGACGAAAGCGGCGAGUACUUCAGAGGGGGCUGCGACUGUGAAGGCUGUUGGUAACUUGCUAGCCUUCCUAGAGUUGGGGCUAGUUAUGGGCUUGGUUUAA